This is a messenger RNA of Mercenaria mercenaria, 9358 nucleotides long. Its product is annotated as inositol 1,4,5-trisphosphate receptor type 2-like. NCBI's taxonomy places the organism in Eukaryota, Metazoa, Mollusca, Bivalvia, Venerida, Veneridae. Gene Ontology annotation, biological process: calcium ion transmembrane transport. Gene Ontology annotation, molecular function: inositol 1,4,5-trisphosphate-gated calcium channel activity; inositol 1,4,5 trisphosphate binding. The coding region runs from base 1 to 8652 and encodes 2883 amino acids. Gene Ontology annotation, cellular component: endoplasmic reticulum; membrane. The transcript is spliced from 67 exons. The record is from RefSeq and is a predicted model, not a curated record.
AUGGCACAGAACGUAGGAGAAUAUUUGUGUGUUGGUGACUCUAUUUGUCUGUAUUCUGUGGAGACAGAAGGCUUUGCUUACAGUCUCCAGUCCAGUUCAAUACACAGUCAUAUGUAUAUAUAUCAGAACCAGGACAGAGAUAAGCCGACAAAAAUACCUAGUGCUCAAGCAUGCGAAUUUAUUGUCGGCCUCCAGAACAGAUACAAACUGAAUAAGAAGUACAGGAAACAUCAGUCGAUGGUUGCAAACUCUGAAGGAGACUACCAUGAAGAUGAAAUAUCCCUUAAACAGCAUAAGAUGGCGGCCGAGGCAGAAAACAUGGACAAUGCACAAGAACAGAAAAGACAACUCGGCAAACGUGUUAGAUAUGGUGAAAUUGUACAGCUGAAGCACGUAUUCACAAAUAAAUACAUUCAUACAUGUACUUCGCAGACAUCGCAAGUGGACAAAAAUAAUAUGGUGAUAAUGUUGCAACAAUACAAUGCCAAAAAUGCCCAGUUUCGUAUUUUGCCCCAGUACAAGGUUAAAUCCGAAGGAGAAGUGGUGCAAAUAUAUGACCAGAUUGUAUUCGAGAGCGUCAAAUCACCUGGACACUUCAUACAUGCUAGCUCAGCCUUUCAGAUUGACCAUUUUACAUUCGGGUCAGAGUUCAACCUUGGUGUAGAGAGGUCAGGUUUUACAUUGAUUCGAUUUAGGAAACGACCUCCAGCAGAAAGCUUGAUAUUUAUUCGGGGUGGAAAUAUAAUUCGACUGUUUCACAAGGAACUAGAGGCGUAUGUCGUUGCCGAGGGUCUGUUUGACGAUGAGAUCACCGAGGACGUUCAUUUCCGUGUUCGGGUGAUGGAUCAGCAUAAACCACGAACCCUGUCACCACCGACUUCCGGUAACACUUUCUGGGUCAUAGAGGCGGAGAAAGGAAUAUUUCAUGGUGAGAUUAUUCAAUGGGAACAACAAAUACGAUUACGUCACAUGACAACCCGGAAGUACAUUUGUAUCAAUGCAGAACAUGAAGUUAUUUUGGUCGACAGCAAUGAGGAUCCAAGGACAGUGUUUAGGCUUCACAGUGUUAUUAAUGAGAGAGAUGAAAUUCGGUUUGAGAGCUAUUGCAGAAUCGAGCAUGUUCUAACCGGAUCCUGGUUACAUGCGCUGAAAGACGAGGACUACAUUCGGAAGCAGUUUAGAGAUGAAGAAAGUUGUAACGACCAGUCGCUGAAAGGCUUGAGGGUAUCAAGUGCUCUAGUGAAACGGGUGACGGGUAGUAGUGAAAGUCAGUACGAUGAUGCGUUCACCAUACAAAGGGUAGAAGAAGAAAAUCAAUUGGAAUUCAACUAUGUUGCUGGUAUGGUGCCGUUCCUCCAGAACCUUAUCAAAGACAGGCAAGUUGGCAUUGUCCUAAAUUCAAAGAAAACGCACCAGAUUGUACAGGCAAUGGACGAACUACAACAUUUCAUGAUAAUAGAUAACAUGCCAAGUAAAGGUCGACAGAAAUUGAUGAGAAACCUUAGGGUGAUAGAUUUGCUGGUGAAGAUUCUGCAGUUCCCGUUAGAAGGUGUAGCGGAUGAGCACGCCAUAAUACUGGUAUUCAAGGAAGCGUACGAAAUACUGUACACCUACAUGAUUGGUAAAAGCAGAAAGAACGCCCUAUACUUCGCCAAAUACAUCGAGUUUUUCCAAACACAGUUUACGCAAAAGGGCGGUAUUGGUCUGAACGUUGCUCAGAUGAUAGUUGAACUAAUACGGGACAAGAGAAAGAUUGUUGAUAGAAUUUCACACCAUCAAAUAGAUGAGUUUGUUGGGCUACUGCAGUCAACUCAGAAUUACAGAUUUCUAGACUUGCUGCACGUGUUGUGCGUGUGCGAUGACAUAGCAAUACCAAACAACCAAGUCUACAUCGUUCAAAAGUGGAUGCUGGAUAAACCGGUACGUUUAUUGAAUUAUUCAGGUAGAGGGAUCUUUUUGACAGCUCGUGGACAAGACAUCAAUAAACAACCAAAUAUAUUGUACAUCACAACAGACGAUGCAAAGACGUGGAGCGCUCUUCACGACUUUGUCAACCCCAGCCACGAAGACUAUGAUAAGGACAAACAUGACUUCCUGCUACAUCAGCUAGACCUGUUUAUUGCUCUUUGUAAGGGGCGCAACGACUUUGCUAUCAACAUCAUAACAAAAGAGUCGAGGUUUUUGACCUGGGAAGAAACAUUUUUGGCCCUGAGAUCUUCAAUUUUGCCAGAUUCUAUAAGAGCAAAGUACUGUGAUAUUACAACAAAUUUGUUUGUCGACAUCGGGAACAACUAUUCUGUGCUGGCAUAUCCAAACAUUUGUUUCGUGUAUGAUUACGUCGGCUCGAAGGACGAGGAGAAAAGUGCAGGAGAUUUUAUAAUGAAAGAGUUGGUCGCAAUCUUUCCGGUGCUGAGAGACUGGAUUGCAGAAUUUUUGUCAGAAAACCUGUGUAUGUAUGCAUCAGAGAUUGGACACAACAUGCUUAUUGAGCAAGUACUUCGGCUGCUCUAUUUCCUGGUGAAAUUUGGUUACUACAUGGACUCCGAAGACGUUGAUAAUCUGCUCCCACCUCUUCUGAACCUUCUGGAUGGCAGGCAUGACUAUCCUUUCCCUGCUAAAGACAAAGGGUACACAAAAGAAGAAAAGAAGAAAGUGCAUACGUAUCAGCAGACAGACAGAUUCGAGAAAACAAAGGAAACUGAAGCGAUAAGUCGAGCGAAAUUCCAGGUUUUGGAAGUUCUCGAUUUGCUCCUAACAUACCAAAGGAACUUGAGACUUCAGAGUUUUGUUGGAAAAUUCAAGAUAGCUGAACAGCUUGAGGGUGAAGGCAAAACUUCAAUUAUGACACCUCUGCUUUAUGAUACAUUCAACCCGCAUGAUCAGUCGAAAAAAGCCAUUGGCGUACAGAAGAAAGUGAAUAAAGAACUGAACGACAUGUUUAAGCUGUCGGCGUUGUUUGAUCUCGAAUUCCUCACAAAGGUUCUCAUGGACUUGUCGAUGUACAAGGACAACAAAAUGGUUUUAAAGUCAAUGACCAUCAUGAAUAAACUGUACUCCACAAAGUGUUGCAUGUUCAAUAUCGGGAGUCAAGCUCAGAUCUUGCUAACACAAGAUUCAGCACGUGUGCAUAGGGAGGUACUGAAGAACAUGCCCGUAUUGAGAAGACUUUCAAAUGCCAAGCUAGAUGAUUUGCAGAUAAAAAUGAUGGGGAAUAUCCUCGAUGAUCUUGCAGAGUUUUGCCAUCUUCCAAUGACACCGGAUGAGCCACACCCCAUGAAUCAGAAUAUUUUGAUAAGCAACGGGGUUCUUGAUGUGCUGUUUACCAUACUGGAGCAAGAUAUUGAUCCAAAGUUGAUGAGUGUGUAUGGAGGAAUGGCUGAUAUAUUCAAGAAAUCGUUUUACCUGCUAAAGCUGUUAGCGAGGGAAAAUUUCAGUGUACAAUAUAAGAUCAUGGAGCGCCUAGACAUCAUGCUGGAUGUGAAAGUAGUAGAAUCGGAUCUUGCUAUAGCCCUCAAAGAGGUUUUCAAUGGGAACCAAUUCACAUGUUUGAAGAUCUCACAAAAGCAGAUUCAGAAGGUUGUUACGCGAAUCGCUGAACUUCAAGAGAAAGCACCGGAAUUUCUCGAUCUACUUGGAAUGGUCGUCAAAGUCACUGGACUAAACUUGACUCUAAAACGAAACCAAGCUUACGUCAUGAAAUACAUUAUGCAGAGCUACCGAAGGGUGGCUUUUGUUUUAGAUAUGUCAAGAGAAGAAAGAGUAAGUAUAUUGACUGACCCGAGUGAGAUAGCGAAACUGAGGUACUAUAUAAGUUUGUUGGACUUGCUUGCAGCAUGUGCAGAGGGAGAAAAUAUGUUCAUCGAAUCUCUGUGCCAGACUAUACUGCCGAUCGAUGACUUGCUGAUGGUACUGAACAGUGACAAGGUAGAUAAUGUAUUCAAAAAGCCGUUUCUGAAAUGUCUACAUCACGUGUACAUGAAGACUGGUGACACUAAAAUGGAUACAGGUGCCAGUGAAUUGUCACAUUUUGAAGGAAUAUGGCAUUACAUAUCCAUCGUUUCGCUGGAGAUGAAUAAGCUCACAGAUAGCAUUAAAGCGGAUCCGGAUAAAAUGGCAAUUAAUAUCAACUGUGCUCCAGAAAAGAGUGGCCAAGCCGCAGCUCCCGACUUUGAGUCAAGUUCGUACGGGACAAUGUUGUACUUCCUAGAAGGGGUGUUGCCGUUUCUGUCCUCGUUUUACGAGUACUUCUACUAUCCCGAAAAACACUCCCAUCCAAAUGAGCUGGACGAGACGGAUCAUAUCGCAAAGGCUGUCGUGCUUUUUGGGGAGAUUCUUGGACCACUCAUCCACAAACCGCUUCACAUGAAAAACAUCAGCACAGCUAUUACUGUUCUCGUGCCCAUAUCAAACAUGCCAAAUUCCAACAUAGAGUCCAUUUUGGGAAGAUGGGCCGGUGGCAUAGCAGCGGAAGAUACAUCUAGUGCUAUCAGAAAGGGUAACAUCGAAUACUAUUCAGAUGAAGUGGAGAUAAACGCCAAGUUCCGAUCAUUUACUAAGAAUUGUUCUAUAGUGUUUGCCGGCCACAAUACUGUAGCAGCUCAACUAGGAUAUAAAUCACAGCGAGAGUACACCGUGUUGGGAGGUGAUGAGGAACUACCCCUUGGAGAGGAGUUUCAGAGUUUAGUUAAAUGCUUUGUUAACCACAAUGAGAAGAAAACUGCAAAGAAGUAUGAGUGGUCGGCAAAACUUAUAGAACAACUCAAAAUAUCUUCGGGUUUUACGCGACUCACAGAAAGUGCACGUCAGGAGAUGGACGAAUUGAACAUCAAAUGCUUGCAGAUAUUAAGGGCUAUGGUACACAAUGAGGAGCGCAGACUGCCUGAAGAUUGGCCGACCAGAACGGCAGAACCCAAAAUAGCGAAAACUCUACGAGCUAUUGGUAAUAUCCAGAAAUUCUAUGACUCUAAGGAUGCAAUGAUGAAAAUUUUGCCACACCUGGCAACAAGAAACGAGCAAGUUGCCAAGGAAACACUUGGCUUCCUAUGUGCUUUGUUGUUAAAUGCUAACCGUACUGUUCAGGAAUCGAUGAUGAAUUAUUUCCUGUCGACCAAAGAAGAAGUGUUCUUCAUGGCAAUACGGGAUAGAAUGGCAUGUUCUACAAAUACAAUCAAGGAAAAGCGAUCUUUGCAAGCUCAGAUGGAUGUACAGAAGAAGAAAAGCUCUACUAAACAUGUUUCGUCAAAAAGUGGUAAAGCAUCGGUAUCAGUACGAGCACUACAGCAAAUUCAAGCAUAUGAAACUGCGCUUAGACUUCAAAGAUUGAAUGGAUGGAAACCAAAGAGACACGGCCAGAAAAAUGGAAACAAGAAUGAGAAUCAUUCUAAAGAAAAGAAAGACAAGGACGACAAGGCGAAGGAAAAAGAAAAAGAUAAAAAGAAGCAGACAAAAGCCCCUAAAGCAUCAAAACCCAAAACUAAAGGAAAAGCAAAACCAGCUGAUUCUGAUGGAGCUGAAGUUGCGCAAACAACUGAAGACGAUCUGGCAUUAAUAAACGACGCUUUUGAAGACAAUGAAUCGGGGGAUGUAAAGGUCGAUAUACCAGAGGAAAGCGAUGACAAAGAUCCAGAUGAAGCUGCAGAAAAAGCUGAAGAGUCGAAAGAAGACAAGAAGGCGACUGAAGAGAAGAGUUCCGAGGAUGAGGAAGGAGAAAGUGCAAUGAUGUCUGGUAAUGAUGGAUAUAUAGAACUUGCAUUGAAGGUCAUGGCACGAAUGUGUGAUGGACAGAACCAUACCUUACAGGACUACCUAAGAGAGCAACCAGAUAAUGUGAAGUCCUUCAACAUUAUAGGGGAGGUCACUCAAUUUCUAAAUGUGAUCUAUUCAAACAUAACAGCUGACAGCAUUGAUCUGGUAGGCCAACUCUUCGAUACUAUGACCGAGUUUACUGCAGGCAAUCAAGAAAAUCGUAUUGUAAUAUAUGACAACAAAAUCAUCGACUACAUAAACUUCAUCUUGAGAGCUGGCGAAAUCGGAGACUGUCCAAUUGACAAGAUUCUGUCACUUCGAGAAAGCAUUUCAAACCUGGUUUUGGCAUUAGUAGAAGAAAACGGUCAUGGAAAAACACAAGUUGCAAUGGAAGUGAAAGAUUCUCUUGACAAGAAAGCUGUUGUUACUCUGAUGGCCGAAGGUUUUGAACAUCACGGUAUUGACAAGAAGAAACUUGCGGAAAUGAAAUAUAUAGAACAAGAAGGACAAAUGCCACAACAGAAAAAGAGCAAAAUUGCUGUGUUAAAAGAAAAACUCCUAAGAUCAAUUGGGAAGAAAGACAGCGAUGAGUUUGCGGAAGAGUACGAAGAUGUUGGGUAUCGCCUGUACCUCAUACUUGCACGAAUGGUUGACAUUGAUCCCUAUCUUCUAGAAUCACUCAGAAUGACACCAUUGCAAAUGAAAGCUUACAACUUUUACAAGAAGAAUUGCCAGUCAAUCGAGAUAGUGAAGGACGAUGAACUACAGAAAGCCAACUUCCGCGUUAAAACUUCGCGAGUUCUUCGAGAAGAAGUCAAAGAAAUGUUGAAAUGGAGUGUUGACAGGUCGUCACCUAGCAACAAAAUUCGGGACCUUAUGGCAUGGUCUGUAGAUAUAAUGAAAGACAUCGCUUACCAGAGAAAGAUACUGAACAACCCGGUCGCAGUAGUUCUUACGAAAGGAUGGCUUGUGUGGAACAAUUCCGUGACAAUUUUGUCAUUUGCUAUCAAUAUUCUGAUGUUGAUGACAUGGAAUGCAAAGGCAUCACUAAGCAUGUCAGGAAUGUAUAAAAACACCACAGCCCUACCACCAGAACUUGGAGAUCCAAUUCCUGAGAUUAGCAAUCUUAGUCCAGAAACGUAUGCCUUGGUUCUAUUCGUGCUUGGUGGACUGCACAAUGCGUGUUGUUUUCUGGUAGUUAUCAGCUAUUUUGUAGGCAAUCAUCCGAGGCUUCCUGAUCCAAAAGCUGCAUUUCUGGAAAUCAAAGAAUAUUUCCUUGCAAAAAAGAAGGAAGAAGAUGAUGGAGAUGAAGAUAAAGCCAAGGAACAUGUUGCUAAAAUGGACGCAAAGCUUCUUAGUUUUACAACAUUUUACUACCUUAGUUUCCUUGCACUGUCAAUCGGAGGUACAAUGUUCCAUGGCUAUUUCUUCGCAUAUCAUCUUCUAAAUAUAGUCAACGGAAACCAGCUUCUUAGUGGCGUCAUCAAAGCUGUUACACAGAAUGGACGGUCGUUAGUUUGGGUUGGUAUACUUGGAUUGUGUGUGUUCUACCUCUACGCCAUAAUUAGUUUUGCUUUGAUGAGGAGCAUGUUUGAUCCGAAUGAUUAUCUUUAUUGCGACACACUCUGGCAAUGUACGCUAACAAUUAUCAGAUACGGUCUGAUUGGGGAUCUGUUUGAUACUAUUAAAGCACACAGAACAGAGAAGAAUUUCCGGAUGUUUGGAUUUGUUGUUUUGUAUCACGUAUCUUUCUUCAUAUUCAUUACCACGAUUGGGCUGAACAUCAUCUUCGGUAUCAUUGUCGACACUUUUUCCGAACUGAGGGAUUUAAAGUGGACAGCCGAAUCUGAUAUGAGGGAUACUUGCUUCAUUUGUAGUAGGAACAGUUACGAUUUCGAACAUCAUGGCAAUGGGUUUGAGCAACAUGUUCGUCAUGAGCAUAAUAUGUGGGCGUACAUAUUCUUCUUUAUCCAUCUGGAUGGAACGAAACUCAAUGACUACACAGCUUUGGAGAUGUAUGUCUUUAAACAUCUCCAGAAGGAGAAUUAUGACUUCUUCCCAUUGGAUCGUGCCCUAUCUCUUGCUGCCAUGGGUCAAGACUCGACAGAAGUUAAGAUAGAUGAUUUACUAUAUCAUGUGACCUCGAUUGUACAGAAACAAAAGAAAGAGGAACUUGAGAAAAAACGAUUUGAAGAGAAAAUGCGACAAGCGGCAUGGGAAGAGAAACACCGUAUGGUACCAAUACAGGGCUCUCUAAAUAUUGCAGCCAAUGAAGACUACCUUCUUGUUUCCGAUGAGCAAGAUGAUCAGAUUUUUGACACGCUUGUGGUUGGCAGUCCACCACAAGGUCUUUCACCAUCAUACUCGCGGAGAACGAGUGUAGCUACAGCAACAAGAAGACAGAGCGCUGCAGGAUCAGGUUAUCAGACACCGCUCAAUCGUCAUGACAAAUACCGCCGGCGUCGUAGUGUAAGUCCAAUGGAGCAAAAGGAUUCAUUGUUCCGUCUUGUCAGUCCUUCGCGCGGAUAUGAUGACGACCAAUUAUCUCUUUCCGGAACACAAGUCUAUGGAUGGGAGGAAAGAAUCCACAGCCCAACGUUACUUGGCUUAGAUGAAGAUGUACUUGAUAUAAUUCCUGUAUCGUUCAGCAGACGACAAUCUUUUGACAGGCUACGUAGUCCAAGACUGAGCAUUGCCCCAGGCCAUAGAGAAUUACAGACCUACUAUUCAGAGUCUGACCCUACCCCGUACCUACGCCAGCUAGCGCAACAAUACUCGCAAGACAGAGAAAGACGUCUUUCUCAACAAUAUCCGGAGGGCCAGCCUCUUACGCUACCUCCAGAAACGGAGAGGGGGGAUGCAGACAGCAUUACCUCCGAAGAUGUACCAACAGAUACACAAUUUUAAAACAUUUACAGGCUUAAAAAGAAUAUGUUUGAGUAAUUUCGGGAACAUUCGCAUCCUAUUUAAAGGACAACUGAACAAAUACACUGUACAGCACUCUUUACACGAACAGAGCUAGGAAUAUGUCCAUACACUGAUUUAACACUGGUUGAUAUUUUUAUUUAGUCUGUAUACAGCUGCAAGAUAUUUAAAUGUAAGCAAAUACGGAGCCUAUGUAUGUGUUAUUGCUUAAGUGAGAAUGGAAUCUUACGUUUUAUUAUAUGCAAUGAGCAUUUAAUGAAUAUGCUAUUGAUACCUUAUUUGUAUUAUAUUAGCAGUUAUUUUAACUGAUUCACAAUUGCAAUCGCUUGACAUAUUGUAUUCAAAUAGCAAUUGAUGUUUUAAUUGAAUAACUAUUUUGCAAUCUUUAAUCAUAUUGUAUUUAAUCUUCAACAGAUGUUUUAGUUGAAUUGCUGUUGCAGUCGUUAGUCAUAUUGUAUUUAAUUUACAACUGGAGUUUUAACUGAAUUACUUUUGCAAUCAUGAGUCAUACUGCAUUCAGUUUGCAAAUGAUGUUUUAGUUUAAUUACUUUUUGCAGUCAUUAGUCAUAUUGCAUUUAAUUUACAAUUGGUAUUUCAACUGAAUUACUUUCGCAAUCGUUGAUCAUAUUGCAUUUAAUUUACAGCUGAUAUUUUAACUGAAUUACUUUUGCAAUCGUUAGUCAUACUG